CAUUACCAAGGUGACUGAGAUGGCCAUGUACUUCUAAUGAUGGGGGCCACCUUCUAUGUUUGAGGAGCCUCAAUGCUUUAUGGCUGAUCUCCAGUUUGUCCUCCUAAGUAUUCCCAUCCUUGCCUUUGUGUGUGGGGUGGGGAUCCUCCUCCUGUUACUGUGCUACCUGAAGAGGAAUCCUAGUUUCUCACUAUUUUGGAAAAAGAGAGACAUCAAUCAGUGUCAGGACAGAGUCGAGAAGAGAAGGAAAGGUGAAACACUGAAAGGUUUGACAGCUUGCCAGAGAGAAGCAGAUGAGGCGAAGCAGGUGCUUUCUCUUCGGCAAAGACACUUGGGCCAGUUUCGUCAAUUGUUAUGUCCAGACCCCUCCUGUGAGGUGUGUAAUAGAGCAACUGCUGAGGUUAAUCGACUGCUGCUCCGGAACACCCUGGAAUAUGCUGCUACUCCUGUGUCCCCUUUGGCUUCCACAGUUCCUGUGACUGAGUCAUCACUCACUCUGUCCCCUGCCUUCUCAGCAGUCCCUCCUGGAGACCUAACAUCAGUGCCUCUGCCUGAGCCUUCCCCACCACCUGUCUUCACUCUCUCACCUAACCCAGCAACCCUUUUGGAUGAAUCUCUUUCACCCUCACCACUAGGUUACUCUCCAUCACCAAAAAUUUUACCUCAUGUGGAUCCAAAAUUCCCAGUGGACAACUACCCUCCACUAACCAAUGAUUUUCCCCCUCUCCCACUACAUGAAACUGAGAGAGUAGAUGGUAUUCUCCUACCAGAGGCCACUUUGUGUCUGAAUACCAACUUCUCAACUGACUGCACUCUUUCCCAAGACACCAAUGCAUUGUCAGAUUUUCCACAAGUAAUGAAUCCCACUGAUUCAUAUGCUUGUCAUCAUGAACCAUCAUCCCUAUCUGUUUCAUCACCACCAGACUGUACUUUAAGUGUGACUCAAUCUCAAUCGAUUUCCAUCUUACAGAAGUCUGUCCCAGACAGCUCAUCUCCAGGUAACUCUGAGGGGCUGUCCACUUAUGUCCCAGCAAUCAGAAACACUGACCAUUUAAGCCCGUCAUGUUCAGAAUUAUCUUGGUGUCAGACUCAUGAUGAGACUCCGUUCCACCCCCCAUUAUCAGAUUCCGAUUUUCAGCAAGAGCGUGCUUCCCUCCCUUUACCAGGGACUUGUCUCUGGGAAGGAUCUGCUACCAAACACAUGAAGGCCAGUGGCCUUUCUUUCCUGGGCCUUAAUCUUCAGGAUCUCUCAGAGAGACAAAUCAAAAAGAGAAUGCCUUUGCAGACUUUAGAGAAGACAGUAAAUGAGGAGGGACUACUUUUAAAACCAUUGUGGCCUGAAGACCCACAGACAUUUUUAGGCAAUUCAUUGCACUCAUCUGAUGUACAAGAAGCCACAACCCCAAGAACUGGCUGGAACACUAAAGGCAACCCAAAGCUCCUAUAUGUCAAGACUUUGGGGAAAAAUUUGCAACAGAAAUAUAGCCAGCUCUUCUGGGGUCUUCCUUCUUUGCAUAGUGAGUCCCUAGUGGCUACUGUCCUAGUUUCUAGUAGUGGUACCACCCUAGAUCCUCACUUUGUCUUAUUCAAUGGAACUGGUAAAGCUUCUGGGAUUCAAAGGUGGGGUCAAGAAUCCCCACUACUUCCUCAUUCCCAUCCCUUUGCCCUCUCCAAUGUACAUCCCAAUCCCACAUCUCAAACUAAACUCCAAUUCCACCCCAUAACUUUCACUCAGGUCCAGCCCCAAGCCCACCUUCAAUCACGACUUCCAAUCCUACCAUCUUCUUCUCUGUCCCAGAUUAGGGACUGUGGAAUGUCAUUUCAUAGAUGCCAGAAUGAGUCCGACUCUAAUAUCUCAACAGAAAAUCAGCACCUGAAAUGGCAUGCAUUGCAGAAGCAACAGGAACAUUUGUGGGGAUUAGUCUCCAAGCUCCACAAAUCUCAAGGAGCCAUUUGUCCUCACGCCCCCAACAUUCCAUUGGUCAGCCAUACAUCCCAGGCCUGUGUACCUGUUUCUUUCCUUCCUGGCCAUUUUUGUAUGGCCAGUGAAUCCCAGGAGAAACCAGAGAUCAAUGUGCCAGAGCGACUAAUUCCACAUCAGUGCCUCCAUGCCUUUAGGAAUAUAGAGUCUCUAGCGCUCCUGGAACCUCAGUGUCAGUUAAUAGAAAAUUUCCAGCAGAAAAGCAGCCAUGCUUACUCACAACUCUCUGAUCUUCAGAUACAAAAUAACAAGGAUCUAAUAAAGACUGAAUGGUGUCUCUCAGGAAAUUUCAAUGAGAAGGAAAAGUUUCAUGGAAAGAAAGACAUAAGGCAGAAUUUUGAGCAUAUCUUAGGAAAGAGCUCACAAAGGAUCUCUGAAUUCUAUCUAAUGAAGGAUUUGGGUACAGCCUCUGACAAAAAAAGUAACUGUGUGUUUCGUUCAAGGUAUGGUCGAAGAAAUGAAUUAUUAAGUGUCUCAAUGAAUGACACUGAAAUGAAAACCAUUCUCAGAUUACACUUGAGCAGGAAGUUUUGGCAGAUCACAAUGGGAAGGAUCCCUAUAUGUGUGUGUCGUUCAUGGUUAGCUGACGGAAGUACAUCUCUACCUUCUGGGGUUUCCCACACCAAUAUCAAAAACACAAAUUUGGCUAACACAAUGGUAGGUAAGGCCUACUGCCAGAUUACUACCAUAGAGCCUUGUUUUCUUGAUUCUAAUACUCGACAGGUUCUAGAAUCCCAUAUUAUAAGAUUUCAGGUAAAUCAGAUGUGGGGCCUGCCCCUCAAGGUUCGUGAAUCCAUAAAAUUCUAUAUGCUGAGAGAAGCCAAAACAUGGCCUCUGCCCCAAUUUGACUUUCUCUCCUCAGCUGCCUGUAUUUCUGGUGUGGCUUUCAAAGGUGAUAUUUCUAAGUCCCUUGAGGGAAGCUCUAAAACUUUUCAGGGAAACAAUAUGAGAACAAAAUCAGUCUCCAGCUUGGACCAACCUUGCCCAGCUAUCCCAUGUGUAGGCAGUGAAGAACAGGAAGACCUGAAACUAUCACUCUUUGAUGUCAAGAAUGAGCUUACAUAUCUUGACAGCAUUAAGGAUGGCAGACAGACUUCUCAGUCUGUCACAACCAGCAUCAGUGACAAAGCCAUUCAGACUGAAACUGUACUAGACUAUAAAUGCAGCCCAGAAGUACCCACAAGACUGGCUGAUGCUGGAUAUGAGCCAAUGGAAAAGAAUGUGAGUUCUAGUUUUAGGGUAGAAAUGGUUCAGAAUGAAAUGAAGAUGGAGAAGAAUUCAGAACAUUUUUCCAUGCUUAGUGUGUCCAGGGAGAUAUUCAAGGCUGAAGAGCUGUGUGCUCGUCAAUCACCAUCUAGUGACAUCUUGACAACUACAGAGACAGGAAGUUCCCAAGAGAUAAAUAUCAAUAUGAUUAAAGCAGAAACUACCUUGACCACUAAAUGCCCCUCAACAGAAAUACUGGAUUUCAGAGAUGAUGAAUCAAAAGAUUGUCAUGAAUUAAAGUUUAAACUGGAGAGUGGGAAGCAGAGCAAGGCCCAAGGUCAAUCUAAUGACAUGCACCUUUAUUCAGAUAAAUUUACCCACAAGUCCUCACAGACUCAUUUCCAGAAUAUCUCCUGUGGGGACAUGGAAGUUUCCCGGGAGCUACAUGCCCAUGUGGAGAACAGUGGGAUGAGCAUGGAACAGAUACAGGAUAGUAGAGUCCCUGAACAAGUUUUCAGGAGGUGCCAGGGUAAGAACGUCUUGCCAGAUGCGAAGAGAGUGGCCUUAAAAGACAGAGGACCAUCUGAAGUCCUCACUUCACAGGGAAGUGAGGAUUCAGGAAGAGGGACACUGAAAGGCAGAAAGAAAAGAGAGACUGUUGAGGAUGGAGAAUUAGAAGACACUUCCCCAUCUCUGUCAGAGAAUGUACAGUUUUCUAGUGAAAGUUACCUCAGAAAAAAGAUGAGACAAUUAUUUCAGUGGCUUGAUUGCAAACGAAGAAACACAGGACGGGAAAGUUCCCCACCAAAAGUCAAGUUCAUGUCAACUAUUGCACAGCAUCAAGACCCACUUGAAAGUGCAACUGUCUUUAUGAGUUAUGAAUCUCCUGAAGCAAUUGAGCUUAUGACAGCCAUUGGGAAGAUCCUAGAGAAAAAAGUGGCAGGUGCGUAUGAAUCCGAUGGCUCAGAGUUAAGACAUCAGGAAAAAAUAGAGUCCAAAAAGGGAAAUCCCUUAAAUGAAGUGACUUUAUCUGACCCACAACAAAGGGAAUGGGCAAGUAUGAAGGCCAGCAGCAAAGAAGCUGCCUCUGCUGACCAGAGCUGUCUUUCAAAUGUUAGACAGGAUGGAAGCAGGAUAAAACAUCCUCAGAGAGUAGUGGCCUUUCCAGGCCAGAUUUUCUGGGAGAGUCCAUGCCCUUCCCCAUCCUUCAGGGAGUCAAUGCCUCAUCCAAGCCCCAUCUGUGUACAUCAAGUAUGUCAGGUCUCUUCAGCCACCCUUCCCACUGAUGAGGACACUGUGAUGAGAGAUUUGACUCUUCUAUUCAAACAGAAAACUCUUCUCCAGCACUUUCAGAAAGAAAAAAUUUUCUCAUAGAGUUUAUUCAGUCUUUGUUGAAAAAGUUCCAGUUCUUUGGGAAUAUAGCCUCUGAUAAGGACAAGUUUUUUUUAGCACAACCAGAACACUGACUGAUUCUCUUCAAUAAAUGAUUCUUCUAAUAGUGAGUGGUAUUCUCUGUGUGCUUUAUGAGAGCAUGGGUUUUGGAUAUUUCAGGACCUGUGUAUAGGG
Talpa occidentalis (Iberian mole) is the source of this 4753-nucleotide messenger RNA. RefSeq names its product spermatogenesis-associated protein 31D4-like. Lineage: Eukaryota; Metazoa; Chordata; Mammalia; Eulipotyphla; Talpidae. The coding region runs from base 56 to 4561 and encodes 1501 amino acids. The transcript is spliced from 4 exons. The record is from RefSeq and is a predicted model, not a curated record.